Penicillium cinerascens is the source of this 1308-nucleotide messenger RNA. Its product is annotated as putative phosphatidylglycerol specific phospholipase. Gene Ontology annotation, molecular function: hydrolase activity, acting on ester bonds. The record is from RefSeq and is a predicted model, not a curated record. The coding region runs from base 1 to 1308 and encodes 435 amino acids. Gene Ontology annotation, biological process: phospholipid catabolic process. NCBI's taxonomy places the organism in Eukaryota, Fungi, Ascomycota, Eurotiomycetes, Eurotiales, Aspergillaceae. The transcript has a single exon.
AUGGCCCUGUCUCUCGCGCUUGUCGGCCUCGGCCUCGGCCUCGGCGCCGCCGCGGCACCCCACUCCUCCGGUAUGAACAACAUUAAGAACGUCGUCGUGCUCGUGCAAGAAAAUCGAUCCUUUGAUACUCUCGCCGGAGGCCUCACCUACAACCCUGACAUCGACGGACUGGUCAACCACAAAUACUGCAAUCCCGCCAAUGUAUCCGUCGCAAGCUCAGAGAACGUCUGCGCGGCUGGCAUCGCGAAGAACAUCGCGUCUGAUGAUCCGGACCACACGAUCACCGGUGUAAACAUGCAGAUCUUCGGCAACUACCACCCCCAGAGCAGCUCCAAGUCAACCAUGGACGGUUUCGUGACCGAGCAAAGCUACAUGUAUAGCCUGGAAAACGACAUGAUGGAAGCAGCCGAGGUUAUUAAUUACUACAAGCCCGACCUUGUUCCCGUCACCAAUGCCAUGGCCGAGAACUACGUUUUGUUCGAUCGCUGGUUCGCUUCGAUCCCCGGCCCAACCGACCCUAACCGCGCGUAUCUGACUUCGGGCACGUCGCACGGUCACGGCGACAACGGAGAAGUAUUCUACAACGCCGGAAUGCCCCAGAAAUCCAUUUUCGAGCAGCUGUCCGAGAAGGGAAUCUCCUGGAUCAACUACGAAAACACGACGAAUAUCGGGCCGAGCAGCUUCCCUCCCGAUGCCAUGUUCUACGAGUGGACUGCCAAGUCUGCCAAGGACAAGAUCCUUCCUCUCGAUCAAUUCUACAAGGAUGCCAAGGCCGGUAACCUGCCCCAGUUUACCUGGAUCAACCCCGAAUGCUGCGAUUACAUGUCCAUGCAUCCGAAGUCUCCUAUCAACAUGGGCGAGAACUUUAUGAAGGGUAUCUACGAGGCGAUCCGUAACUCGCCUCAAUGGAACGAGACUCUCUUUAUCGUCACCUGGGACGAGCACGGUGGAUUCGCAGACCACGUUGCUCCACCCACCGGAGUUCCGCCGGGCGAUAACCUGCCGUAUAUCGAAAAGGCCAACGAUGGCAAGAACUAUACCUUCCACUUUGACCGUCUUGGUGUCCGUGUGCCCACUCUGUUGAUCUCGCCUUGGGUCGAGAAGGGCGUCGUUCAGAACAAGCCCGGCUCGGGAGAGAAUGAGUUCACUCACACGUCUAUCCUCAAGUUUCUGUCUGAGUUGUGGGGCUUGGAGAGCUUGACUCCUCGUGUGGAUUGGUCGCCCUCGUUUGGGAACCUGAUUACGAAUAACUUCCGUGAUGAUACUCCCGAGCAGCUGCCCAAUGCAGCUGGCUAUCCUCUUCAUUGA